CUAAGUAACGUGAAUUCAGCCCUGACGGGUGCUAGAGGCCUGGAUGGCUUCCAGCUUUCAACAUUAAAUUGCGCCCAGUGGAAGGGGGACGCUAGUGAAUUUAUAAAAAUGGAUAAAUAUGAUGAUCUAGGCCUGGAGGCGAGUAAGUUCAUAGAAGAUCUCAAUUUGUACGAAGCCUCCAAGGAUGGGCUCUUUCGGGUGGACAAAGCUGCUGGUAACAACCCGGAAUUUGAGGAAACUAGGAGAGUUUUUGCCACCAAAAUGGCUAAAAUCCAUCUCCAGCAACAACAGCAGCAGCAAGAAGAAGAGCUGAUGUUGGCUGGCUCUGGCUCUCUCAAUGGUGGGGCCAGUUUCAGUGCCCAGCAGCAACUUCCAAACCUUCCUGUGCAAAAACUAGCUGCAGGAGCCAGUAAGUUGCAUUCAGGAGAAAAUAUUGCCAAACCUCCUCUGGCCACAGCAUCAGUGUGUGCAGCUCACCAGCUUGCUUUUCCACACCAUCCGCAAGCUGUUCCUGAGGGGCAGCGAACAAAGUUAUACCAAGAUGGCAAAACAGCUGGCAAAGAAUAUGGCUGUAGUGAGAAUCUGGGGGAUUCAGAGGUCUCUGAAGGACAUGGGCUCCACAGAGAAGCCCAUAUGAAUCCCAGUGCUGCAGGGUCAUCUUUUCCUCCGUCUCUUCCCCAUGGGCAGCAUUAUACUGAGGAGAACCGGACUGGCAUCUCAUCUUGGGGAGGAGAUGCUGGUAAGUUUUCCAUCCCAAAAUCCAGCAUGGGGAGUUCACGGUCAAAUUAUAAUCAUAGUGAUCAGUUACCAAGGAGUCCUACAAAAACCCACGCUGAUCCUCACCCUUACCAGCAUCAGCAGUCACUGAACUCCUGCAGGUCUUCAGAAAGUGGGUAUGGAAGCCAGGAAAAUGGGAAUGAAAGCAAUAGGCUCAGUCGAGGCUAUGACCAAAACCCAGCCAGUCAGAGAUCUUCCUCUUUUGCACUUACGCUGACCCCCUUCUCCACUUGUCCAGGGUUUGAGGAUGAGACACCAGGGGGACUUCAGCAGCCGAGAUCUUCCUCCUUCUCAACCCCAUCAACAUUGCCUGCUCAAGGGUUUUCAGGUCAGUCUAAUCAAUUUAGCUCAAACCCUGAGAGUGAGGUCACCAGUCAUGACCACCCAUUACGGUACCAUGACAAUUCUAGCUCUUUCACUUCUUCAUCUCCUACUCCAUUGCCUCCAAGUGUAGAUUAUCAGCAAGAAACGGCUUACCCCAAGUCUCCUAGCCAUUUCAUCGUUCAUGGACAAAAUCACUGGCUUAAUUGUCCUGGCUCUGGGAUAAGUCCUGAGCAGAAUGCUAUCAGUGUAGCUUCACACAGGUCAAUGGUUUCUGAUGCUCCAAGUUCUCCAUUUAAAGAGAACAUAAGCAGUCUGCAGCAUGAUCCUGGACACCAGGAGAAUUCCAGUUCUACAAAAAUAAAAUUACCCUGUCAGACCCUCCUUCCACAACAGGAACAAGGGCCGUCUGCAGCUGAAUUAAAAUUAGAAGCACUUACCCAGCGUCUGGAGCAAGAGAUGGAUGCUCGUCCUAAGGCUGACUACUUUGGAACAUGUGUGAAGUGCAGCAAAGGUGUGUACGGAGCAAGCCAGGCUUGCCAAGCCAUGGGAAAUCUCUACCACGAUGGCUGCUUCACCUGUGGAGCAUGUAGUCGAAAACUGAGAGGAAAAGCCUUUUAUUUUGUUAAUGGAAAGGUGUUCUGUGAAGAAGAUUUCCUGUAUUCUGGUUUCCAGCAGUCAGCUGACAGGUGUUUCAUUUGUGGUCAUUUGAUAAUGGACAUGAUCCUGCAGGCUCUAGGGAAAUCAUACCAUCCAGGCUGCUUCCGUUGUGUGAUCUGUAACGAAUGUCUGGAUGGAGUGCCAUUCACUGUAGACACUGAGAACAAAAUCUACUGUGUCAGAGAUUACCACAAAGUUUUAGCUCCAAAAUGUGCAGCAUGUGGACAUCCCAUUUUGCCAAAUGAGGGGUCCGAUGAAACCAUUCGAGUUGUAUCCAUGGACAAGGAUUACCAUGUGGAAUGUUAUCGAUGUGAGGAUUGCGGGAUGGAACUCAAUGAUGAAGAUGGACAUCGCUGUUAUCCGCUAGAUGAACAUUUGCUUUGUCACACUUGUCACCUAAAGCAUAUAGAGAAAGGCACAACUCCAGCAGCCAUGUACCAGCAUCACUACUAAUCAGUACUGCUAAUUCCCAGAAGCCUGUCAGAGGACUUGUUACAAUGCACAUUUUCUCCCCAUAGAUUUCCCGUAUGCAUUUCCCCCAAUCAGUAAUUUACAGUCAGAGGAUACAAAGGUGCAAGCUACAUUUUUUUUUCAAGAUUUUUAUGUAUGUGAACUCCACUCGUAUCAAAAAUAUGUUUAUUCGAACAUAUGUUUUCUAGGCUGGACAGUUUAUUUUCACGUGCCUUUUUCUGAUCUCAAGACCUCUUUGCUUUCACUUGAGAAGAUUUUUUUUUUCAGUAAAAGCACAACCAUCUAUCACAUCAGUGAGCUUACAUCAUGCCAUGCACAGUUAACAAGCCAUUGACCUAUCUACCUGCCUGCUGUGAACAUUGUUUCCGUCUGCUAAGUGAUUCCUGACAAGCACGUUUUAAUACCGAUUCUUAAAAUCUUUUUUAAGUCUUUAGAAAAAGGGCUCUGUGCACAAAAGCACAUUCAGACCCUUUUUUGUUCCCAGAACACCGAUGCCAGAAACAGUUGUGACGCAGAAUAGCAAUUUGAGCACAAACAAAACAGGCACCUCUCUUGGCUGCUGAAUGUCCACAUUCCAACAGUGAGGGGUUUGUUUUUUUUAAACUGCAGGAAGAUAUAGAAAGACAUCUUGGCAGCUAUGGACCUGUGCUGCUGCUUUUGCAUUGGUAUCAGUUAGUUGUACAAGUCUGAGCAACAAAUUACAUUUGAAAAGAUCUGGAUGCUGCAAAUGUGUGCAUGAGGGCACCCCGCUGUUUUCUCUUGCAAAGGUCACUUCAGAAAAGAGCUCUGUGCAUACAGACAUUUCCUAGCCUUUCAUUUCGUUCCUGGAGCUCAGAUACCAACACUGCUGUGAAAAAGGUGAGAGUCAAGAAGGCUCAAUACUCACUUCUGCAGUGUUUAUCUAGCUCAUAUGUAUUUCAUAGUGGUGCUUAGUUAGCAUUCUGGGAUCAGCUUCAGGAACAUGAUGAGGGCUUUGCACAGAUUUAGAGCCUAACUCGGCCACCCUCAAUCGUGAGAGCGCCCAUUGACACACGUGGAUUUGCUCACAUGAAUGAUUACUCAAGAACAGGGGUUGCAGGAUUAGAGAGUCUUAUUUUUUUGUCUGUUUAGAAAGCAAAAAUGGCAGAUGGUUUUCCUUUUUAUACAUCCGUGCAUUUUAAUCAAAGAAAAUGGUGUGUGUGUGUGUGUGUGUGUGUGAGAGAGAUAUUAUUUUCAAUACACAUACCAUGCAUAUUGAAGCCUUGCAGAAACUGGUGUCCAAGGUACGUUUUUUCAAUUUAACAAAACAGCUGUUUUGACUGCUGUUUAGUGUCUGUUAACUGACCUUCCCAAAAUAUUCAAAGUAUAUUGAGGACUAAUUAAAUACUAACUAAAUCUUUUUGCAUCAGUGCUAAGCUAUUUAUUCAUCUCUGACCGUAGGGUAUACCGUUUCCUCAUAGAUCCACCAUGAAACAAUGCCGACUAAAUUAGCUAACCAGUGGUAACUACGUUCCAGGAAUGAGCCUGAGCAAAGCAGCACUACUCUUCAGCCAAACAUUUCCCCUAAUAACAGCUUUUUGUCACUAGCAAAGUGCUUGAAGUUAAAAAUCUAGGGUUGGAUUCUGCCACUCUUACUCACAUUGCAUAGUAUUUUACUCUGGGAGUAGUCCCACUGACAUGAGUGAAUUAACAAUUGUUACUCAGCUAAGGAGGUCAGAAUCUGGCUCUCAGUUGAUACUAUAAUGUGUAUAUUUCUUCUGCUCCUACCCUCGCAUUUUCCCCCUUAAAGCUGAUAAGAGCUUUCUACAAGUUGGACAGCACAUUCAACUUCACAUGGCAGAAUUAGGCGUGGCUGGGUUUUUUUCCAGCAAAUGUCAUGAGUUGAGGCAUUUUGGCCUAUAAACCAAUAGCUCUCUACCUCCUACCCAAAGUAACCCUCUGUCACUAUUUCCCAUGACAAUAGCAACUUCCAGGUGCAGCAGGCACUUAGUGGUGAGGACCGAUAGGGCUCUUUCCGAGCUAUUAAUAAUGCUGUUUUUCCUGCUAGAGAGGAUGCAAGAAUGCACUGCAGAUUGCUCCACUGUAGCCCAUGGCCUGGAGACAAGCAACUUUCACAUCUUCCCACUCUCCUUUCAUUCUCUUCCCCUCAUGCACAUGCGAUCUCUAAGGCUGUCUAAACCAGUGGAGGAAACUUUUGCUGUGUCUUUUAACACUUUAAAUACUAAUCUGCAUUAAUGACUUACUACUUACCCUCAUUUGCUACAGUGUGAGUAGAAAUAAACAACCCAGCAAUAUCAGGGUUUUUUAUGCUGAGAUCAUUCAGCCACAUGCAGAUUUAAUCAAUUGCACAAGAAAGCAGAGUCAGUGGAGAGUGUCUGCAGGGGAGAACUACGAUGUGAUUAGUGAUGGGCAGGUUUCCAGUCCUAUGCCUCAGUUUGUCUUCACUGCCCUGCUCUGGCCAGAAACUCUACACAGGUCUGGACUCUGAUUUUGGCCCAGGGCUCGGUCACAUCAGCAAACACCCAGCAAAGAACAGCAGACUGAUAUAUAUGACCCUCUGUUAGAUCAGUGGUUUUCAAACUACGGGUCGUGACCCAGUGCUCGGUCUCGUUGAUGCAGAGUGAUCAGGUGACCAGUGGGGGUGCAGAGGCAGGCUACUUGCCUGUCCUGGCACCACAGACUGCGCUGUGCCACAGAAAUGGCCAGCAACAGGAUUGGCUCCUAGACCAGCACUAGCUCCACACUCCCACUGGCUGGGAACCUGCUGCUGGCUGUGUCUGGGGGACAGCAUGAUCUGCGGUGCCAGGAGAGGCAGGAAGCUGCCUUAGCACCCCCACUGCACUGCUGCCUGGGAGCCACUUAAGAUAAGCCCCUCCUGACCCAGACUUGACACCCUCCACGCAAAACUAGAGCCCGUCCCAUAAUUCAGAGUUCUCAUCUUCAGCCCCACCUCAAAGCCCACACUCCUAUCAGAUUAUGUUGGGUUGUGGGCAUCAACAAUUUUCUUCAACUGAGUCAUGAGGGGGAAAAAAAAGUUUGAAAACUACCGUAUUAGAGGGAUGCCUUUGCACGUACUUCAUUGUGGCUGCUGGCCUUGGAC
Molecule: messenger RNA, 5308 nt
Organism: Pelodiscus sinensis (Chinese soft-shelled turtle)
Lineage: Eukaryota; Metazoa; Chordata; Testudines; Trionychidae
Source: RefSeq, a predicted model, not a curated record